Messenger RNA from Lachancea nothofagi CBS 11611, 1848 nucleotides. Lineage: Eukaryota; Fungi; Ascomycota; Saccharomycetes; Saccharomycetales; Saccharomycetaceae. The record is from the annotation of a GenBank genome assembly.
AUGCAGCGUCAAAAACUACCCAAGCACUCCAGAAUAUCUCAUGUCUGCGACAUUUGCCGCCUGCGAAAGCUGAAAUGUAGUAAAGAAAAACCCUCGUGUAAGCGAUGCGCUAAACAUGGACUAAAAUGCGUCUACACUCCGUACCGCCAGAAAGGUCACGAGCCUGCAUCCGUUGAAGCGCUUGAAUGUGAGCUGCAAAGCCUCAGAGCUCAAUUGGCUGCAUCUGCGAGUUUGUCUGCAGACGAGUCAUGCGAUUCCGAGCAGUCGACGAAACAGUGUGUCAUUUAUUGGGACGGGCUGGUCUCUCCUAUUAACGUCAAUGGCGUAUGGAAAUCACAUUUCGCGCCUUACAGCGAUUUAGCGCUGUUCGCUCGUGAUCCUCUUCUGAGAGGUCAAGUGGCAGAGUUAUUCGAGCAAGAAGUUGCGUCCCCACCACAAAUGAACCCACAAUUGAACACAGAUCUUCUGAUCACAAUUAGAACAAUACUCCCCAACCAACAAAUCUUAGACAAGACAAGACUUGUCUUUGAAUCAACAAUUUACCCAAGUUAUCCUUUUUACAACUUGGAAGCGUUUAAUCAAUUUUUCGAUAAAAUUGUAACAAAAAAAUAUACUCCAUUUGAAGACGAUCCUAAGUCUUUUUGCUUCUUGAUCUUGAUGCUUCUUAUGUUGUGUCUAACCAAAAACCUCGUUCUCGAACCGAAACUCUUACUUGAAUGGACAGAACAUUUGCAAAUUAUGAAUUCAGUCAACGAAGAAAACCUGGCUUGCUUACUAUAUUUGAAGCUUUACUCUAGCCCUCUUACACUUUCUCUAUAUUCCAAGGACAGGCUUUCCGACUGUAUCAGUAGGAUGGCUUUGGAAAUGGGUUUGUAUUCAAGUGCAACCUAUCUGGAAAACAACGAAUUGAGAGAGAAGCUAUGGAUGGGCAGUGUAGUUCUUUUGGAACCUACCGCCUUUGAUGACUAUUACACCAACCAAUUCAACCGGAGUGUUUUGCCCUCUGAUAUGCCGCUGUUUAUGAAGUAUCACUUCCAAUUGAAACAAUCAAAAAUCUGGAAGUGUGUUAUGAACUCUUCAAGUGAAAUAGACAGUGCUAUGUCGACCUUGAAGAGAUACAACAAUUUUGAGAUCAGGCUGACAAACGACCCCUCGAUCACAACUAGCAGUGAUCUAGCUGUUAUGAGCAUGGAGCUCAACUUGCUCAUGAUGCGAUUCUUGCAGUCCGAGGACCAAUCGCUUGAGGACGAAACAUUAUUGUUUUCUAUGCAAAGUUCUUUCGAUACUCUUUUCGAAGCUCUAAUGGCAUUCACAAUGGCAACCGGGAGUCACCAUCUCCACUUGGCUCAAGUCAGUUUUACGCUUAAAACAGUGGCCGCAUAUGUGCUGGGUAUGUAUCCAAGGCUGAGAGAGAAUCAAAUCACUUGCAGAAUCAAAAAUGUUGAGUCCAAAAAUAAGCUUGCUCUUCACCUUCGGAACAGAUUUGAGACAGUAGCUCAAAUGUGGUCAAUACACUUUGACUGGUGCCUUCAUGUAACCAAAUUACUGGACAAUGUCGAAAAACCCAUUAAAAAUCUGGCUGAACUGUCCGAUAAUUUAGUUAAAGACGUCCACUCAUCUGACUUAUUUUAUGAGCUAAAUGAGUCAAUGCUUAACGGGGAUAGCGAAUUUAAUGUUGACAUCGACACCUUUUCUCCGCCGCUUUCCCACGAUUCCAUUGAGACCAUUUUUACCGAGUCCUUGGCUAGCUUUAGCGAGCCAUUUGAUCUUCUUGGUUCACAAACGCUAUCCAAAUCAACUAGUGCUUCUAGCGAUAACAAGACUGACUUCGACUUUGAUGCUUUCUAA